Messenger RNA from Mytilinidion resinicola, 1680 nucleotides. RefSeq lists its product as uncharacterized. Gene Ontology annotation, cellular component: plasma membrane. The record is from RefSeq and is a predicted model, not a curated record. The transcript has a single exon. Lineage: Eukaryota; Fungi; Ascomycota; Dothideomycetes; Mytilinidiales; Mytilinidiaceae. Bases 355 to 1575 code for a protein of 406 amino acids.
GGAGAGGCGCCGAUCUCUUGCUUUCUCACAUUGUCUAUCGCAGCAUUGCCUCCUAUCGCAGUCAAAUAAGAGAUUGAUCGUUCUUUCUAUUAGACGUUAUCUAGAAAAAAGCUGCUAGAUAACAUACUUAUUAACCUCAUACCACCUUUGUCACUCGCGACACGUCACUCGCGACACAUCACUCGAGUUAUACAUACUUCGACUGUAUUUACCUUCAUGAUCACUGCUUUAAUAUUCCGAGACAAUUGAGGAGCGUUUGACGUGACGAUGAGUCACGAACUCGAAAUCCAAGGCCAGGACCUCGAGAAAGGCCACACAUCCGGAUUAUCAUCGGUAAAGUCCCCUCGAUCAAGCAUGGAGAAGGGAGAUAUAGAAAAUGCAGGAAUGCAGCAGAACACGGAUCCAGAGCCAGAGCCCAAAACUUCGAAACUCGAGAAUCAGAUUGCAUCCAAGGAGCGCGAACAGACUGGUCCCAAGAAAUGGCUUGGUUCCCUACUAUGGCUCAUCAAGGACCAAUGGUUUCUUGUCGCUCUCGCCUGCCUCAUAGCAAUCUCAUCCCAAGCCCAGGUCCCAGAGUCGCAACAACAUCUCAAGGAAACAAUAGUCACUUACCUGUGCGUCUCCAUUAUCUUCUUCAUCACAGGCUGUACGCUGCCUACUCGCGUCCUGAUCGACAACUACUCCCGCUGGCGAUUGCACAUCUACGUUCAGGUCCAAUGCUUCCUCAUGACCUCAGCGACCACGUUCGCAGUCGUGAGCUUGUGCGCAACGAACUCCAGAUUCAUGGAUCCCUGGUUCCUCAUCGGGCUAAUUUUCAUGGGCUGUGUGCCAACGACAAUAUCCUCGAAUGUGGUCAUGACGCGGCAAGCGCACGGCAACACAGCGCUGACGGUCGUGCAAUCCACGCUGGGCAACUUCCUCGGGCCAUUCCUGACGCCAGCGUUAGUGUCCAUGUAUACGUCAACCGGAGCAUGGUACACAGACGUCCUACCGGCCGGGGCGAACAACUACAGCGAAAUCUACCGGCGCGUCUUCAAACAACUAGGUCUCUCGCUUUUCCUUCCCAUGGUCGUCGGACAGGUGGUGCAGAACGUCUUCCCGAAGCAGUGCAAGACCGUGUUCACGACGUGGAAGUUGAGUAAAGUGAGCUCAGUGUCUCUACUGAUAAUCAUUUGGCAAACCUUCGACCAAGCCUUCGGUAGCGGCGCCUUUGAAAGCGCCAAACCCUCGAACAUGAUCUUUAUCGUCUUCAUCUCCAUUGUAUUUGUGUUCCUCUGGCAGGGCAUCACUCUUGCGACUUCAAUAUUCUGGCUGCCGAAGGCGGAUGUGAUAGCGUGUUGCUACUGCUGUCCGGCCAAGACGCCUGCGAUGGGCGUUCCGUUGAGCACGGUCAUGUAUGUUGGAUUGAGCAAGAUCCAUCAGAGCAGAUUACAGAUUCCCAUGGUCAUUUUCCAGGGGUUCCAGAUAGCGUCGGGGAGCUUGUUGACGAUUGCAUUCCGUCGGUGGGUGAGGGCGGAAGAGGAGAGAAAGGCAGCAGAGGCGGUGCAGUUGAGGGCGGAGGAGGCCGCAUCUUAGAUUUUGAUAUUGCAUUGCGGAAUCCCGAUAGACUCAUGGUUGCAUAUAGAAAUAGACAUUAGACUGGAGUAGAGCUUUAAUUAAUACCGUUUGUACGACUUCCUA